UGCAACAGCUGGAUCUCCUCCCAGCACUCUCUCAGCACACAGGAGGAGGAUGUGAGCAAACGCCAGGUUCACUUCAGGCUGAGAGACAAUAAUCUGAAAAGCCGGAGUAUGGGGGUCUUUACAGGAAACCCUAUCAUCACCAUAACGCUACUUUGCUGUAUGAUGGUUGAUGCCCGUAGGAACAUACGGACUAAUGUCUGCAAGUGGUGUGACAGUUCCCAACCAGUGUGUGAUGGGGGCAUUUGCCUCACUAACUGCUCUCUGAGCUCUUACUGUGAGGAUCCUGAGGAAAUUUGUGUCUCUAUCUGGAAGCAAGAUAAUUACAGUGUGAAGGUCAGCUCUCUUUGUCACCAUCCACAACUGCUGGUAGAGAGCAUCCAGGUGACCAGCUUCAACUCAAGCAUGUGUCUAAUGAAGGCAGUUCCCUCUGAAACCUUUCAGCUGUACGUCUGUGGUUGCAUUCAUGAGCCCGAGUGCAAUGACAAACUCAUCUUCCACAACCAAACCAACGAAUAUUCCAUCCUUCAGAGCAGAGAGGUCAUUCCCAUUGCUGCAAUUAGCCUUCUCCCUCCUCUCCUGGUGGCUAUAACUAUAACUGUUGUAUUUUACUUGUACCGCACCCAAAGUUUUAUUUUAAGAUCCAAAGACUGGCUGAAAAAAACAAAUCACAAUACUGAAAUGGUGCUAGAAACUAGUAGAGGUGAUGAUUAUAACUACAAACUGUCUUCUGUUAUGAUCACUGACCCUCAUCCCAAUAUGAGUUCUGCAUGCGCCAACACCAUCAACCAUAACACAGAACUUCUUCCUAUUGAGUUGGAUCAACGUGUUGGGAAAGGGCGGUUUGCUGAGGUCUGGAGGGCAAAGCUAAAACAUGCCACAUCUGGCCAGUAUGAGGUUGUGGCAGUAAAGAUAUUCCCUUGCCAAGAAUAUUCCUCCUGGGUGAAUGAGAGUCAGAUCUAUGCUGAUGACAACCUGAAACAUGACAAUGUGUUACAGUUCAUAACAGCAGAAGACCGUGGGAGCAAUAUGCAGAAGGAAUAUUGGAUAAUCACUGCCUAUCAAUUUAGGGGCAAUCUCAAGGACUAUCUGUCCAACCAUAUGUUGAGUUGGACAACUUUUUUAAAGAUGGCAGGCUCUGUUGUGAGUGGUGUGGCUCACCUGCAUAGUGACUUUACCCCCUAUGGAACUCCAAAGAUUCCUAUAGCUCAUAGAGACAUAAAAAGCACCAACAUACUUGUUAAAAACAACUAUGAGUGUGUACUGUGUGACUUUGGGAUUGCUUUACGACUGGAUCCUUCACUUACUGCAGAUGACUUUGCUAACAGUGGGCAGGUUGGCACAGCCAGGUAUAUGGCCCCUGAAGUUCUGGAAUCAAGAGUGAACCUAGAAGACCUGGAAUCUUUUAAACAAAUGGAUGUGUACUCAUUAGCUUUAGUUUUGUGGGAAUUGGGCUCCAGGUGUGAGGCUUCUGGAGAGGUGAGGAGCUAUGAGCUACCCUUUGGAUCCAUGGUGCGAGAACAACCAUGUGUGGAGACUAUGAGGAACGUGGUAUUACAUGGACGGGGAAGGCCAGACAUACCGCAGGGCUGGAUUAGGCAUCCGGGUCUGGAGAUUCUUUCUGAUACUAUCACAGAUUGCUGGGACCAUGAUCCUGAAGCCCGGCUCACUGCACACUGCGUAGCAGAACGCAUUAACCUCAUGUCACAGCUUGAUUGGGCCAACAACAACAUUAGAACUGUAGACUGAAGCAGUGACAGCCCCACUAAUAUGGUUGUAUUUUGGUGAUGCAGUCACUGUCUAAUCUAGUGUGGUCCCACAUCUAAUGCAGCAGUACAUUGUAUGCAAAUCUCAUGACCUGAUGCAGAACUAACCUUCAUUACCAUCCUGUACUUCAGAUAUGUCAAAUUAAUAUGAAUCGGAUCAACACCAAUGUCUCAUCAAAUAAACUUAAAUUUAACAGAAAA
This is a messenger RNA of Bombina bombina (fire-bellied toad), 1964 nucleotides long. RefSeq names its product TGF-beta receptor type-2-like. Bases 109 to 1746 code for a protein of 545 amino acids. The transcript has 7 exons. Gene Ontology annotation, biological process: transforming growth factor beta receptor signaling pathway; heart development; protein phosphorylation. Gene Ontology annotation, cellular component: signaling receptor complex; plasma membrane. The record is from RefSeq and is a predicted model, not a curated record. NCBI's taxonomy places the organism in Eukaryota, Metazoa, Chordata, Amphibia, Anura, Bombinatoridae. Gene Ontology annotation, molecular function: metal ion binding; transforming growth factor beta binding; transforming growth factor beta receptor activity, type II.